AUGGUUAUUCUUUCGUCGGCGGCGUGGUGCAGCGACAGGGCUUGCUUGUCCGGCGGAAGUAUUGGGGGCGCGGUGUUCCCCCUCGGACUGAAUAAUCUGGCGUUUAAGAUAGGCUUUGAGCGGUGGUCGACACGGAUUAUGGGGCUCAUCACGCCGAUUCUGUUGAUUGUGGGAUGUCUGUUUGUGAGCGCCAAUUUCCCGCGUACGGCGCCGUCGCCCCGGUCCACUAGGUUGUUCCUUCCGGACUUGAUGAUCUGGAAAGAGCCUGUUUUGGCACUAACGAACCAUUGGUUGUUCUUCUUUGAAUGUGGCUUCUUUUAUUCCGCCCGAGUAUGUCGCCUCAUACUCCCUUGCCACUGGUAUCCCGCGCCAGCUGUCGUACUUGAUGGUCGUCUUCCUCAACGCAGGCUUCUUUCCCGGGAGAUAGUUGCCCGGUAUUACCGCGGAUCGUAUUGGGCGGUUCAGUACACUUCUGUUGACUAUUAUUCUGUGUCGAGUUGCAGUACUUGCUGUGCGGAUACCCGCUGGAGCAAAUAUUGUCGGGAUCAUCAUCAUCUCAGUCUGUUCGGCUUCGCCCACGGGAGUGAUAUCAGCUCUAUCCCAGUGUGUGUGUUGGCGAGCUGUGCCUUGUGCAGAAUAAGGGACAAUAUUAUUCCACCGUAUACACCAUUAGUCCUUUCUCGUGGUCUUUCUUUCCUGUGUUUGGUGCGAUGGACAAGGGCUAACAUCUUGAAACAUGCUUUGACGGGCGUCCCCAUCGCGGGAGAAAUCUUGCACCCCGCUGCCAAAGAGCCUACUUGGGACUAA
This is a messenger RNA of Penicillium canariense, 807 nucleotides long. RefSeq lists its product as uncharacterized. Lineage: Eukaryota; Fungi; Ascomycota; Eurotiomycetes; Eurotiales; Aspergillaceae. The record is from RefSeq and is a predicted model, not a curated record. Bases 1 to 807 code for a protein of 268 amino acids. The transcript has 2 exons.